Hibiscus syriacus is the source of this 1713-nucleotide messenger RNA. RefSeq names its product MORN repeat-containing protein 1-like. The coding region runs from base 247 to 1563 and encodes 438 amino acids. Lineage: Eukaryota; Viridiplantae; Streptophyta; Magnoliopsida; Malvales; Malvaceae. The transcript has 3 exons. The record is from RefSeq and is a predicted model, not a curated record.
AGUCACACUUUCUAGUUUCUACCAACCGAAGAAGAAAAAAGGUUUUAUAAAACAAAUAUCUUCUAUCGAUUCUCGAUCGUCCCCGGUUUUAGCACAAGGUGCCGGUUUAACGUGCGUCGCCUGAGAUGUUGCCGGCUUAUGAUAAGAAUCUAACGGUGUAAGAAAGGUCAGUGGUGGUAAAAGUUUAUCAAAUCAGUUUAUCAAAUCAGACGGCUCCCCUUUUUUCUGUUGGACCCAACUUGUAAAAUGGAGAGCCAAAAGAGUCAGGCGAAACUAACGCGAACACAGUCGUCGUUGCUCCGUUCAUCACCAACCGUCCGAUCUUCUACCCGAAGUAUGUCGUCCAUCGCCGAGGAUGAAUUUGGAAAAGACCUGGAAGACCAGAGUCGAGAGUCCCUACUGAAAGAUGAAAAAAAAACGAAACUGCCACCAAAGAAAACCUAUUCGAUGUUGCCGAGGAUUAUACUGGUCCGGUUCAAACCGUUUUUCGUCAUCGUUUCAAUUUCUUUCUUCACUCUGUUCUCUUUCAUCUUCUUCUUUGGUUUUUAUCUACAAAGAGAAGAAAUCCCCACGUCGGAAAAUCUUUUGUUAGCCUUAAUCUUCUUCGCCGUAACCCUUUUUUUAGCUUCAAAAAACAAAGCUUUGAUAAACCAAGGAAUUGUUUGUUUCAAGGAAAGACUCCACUUUUCCAAACCUAAUUCGAAACCUGUCGAAUGGUUCAUUGGAGAAACCCAAUGCAAUAGAAACGCCAACAGAGAAACAGAAAGGGUUCUGCUGGUUGUAAGAGAAGGAGUGGAGUUCUACAAUAAUGGGGAUUUUUAUGAAGGUGAAUUUCAUAAGGGAAAGUGUAAUGGGAGUGGGGUUUAUAACUAUUCCCUGAAUGGGAGUUACGAAGGCGACUGGGUAGAAGGCAGAUAUGAUGGGUAUGGAGUAGAGAGCUGGAGUAGAGGGAGUAGAUAUAGAGGACAAUAUAGACAGGGUUUAAGGCAUGGGUUUGGAGUUUAUAGGUUUUAUACUGGGGAUUCAUAUGCUGGGGAAUGGUGUAAUGGGCAAAGUCAUGGUGUUGGUGUUCAAACUUGUGCUGAUGGGAGUUACUAUGUUGGGGAGUUCAAAUCUGGGGUUAAACAUGGACUUGGCUACUACCAUUUCAGGAACGGCGAUAAAUAUGCCGGAGAAUAUUUUGGAGAUAAAAUGCAUGGAUUUGGAGUUUAUCACUUCGCUAAUGGACAUUGUUACGAAGGCUCGUGGCAUGAAGGUCGAAAGCAAGGGUAUGGCGUGUAUACUUUCAGGAGUGGUGACACCAGAUGUGGUGAAUGGGAUUCCGGCAACCUUAAAACCCCUCUACCGCAACUAACGGAUGUAGUCAUUCGAGCAGUUCAGGCUGCUAGAAAGAAAGCUGCAGAUUCCGUUCAUCUUCGCAUGGUCGAUGAACAAGUGAAGAAGGCCGUUCUGGCGGCGAAUAGGGCUGCAACAGCCGCUAGGGUUGCUGCAGUGAGAGCUGUUCAGAACCGGACGGAUUCCAAAUUUUGUGAUACAAACGUUCAAGACAUUAGCUUUGUUUGAAAAUGUAAAUCUUUAUAACAAAUUUCAUGUACUUUGAAGAGGUAACCCCGGUGAGCAAAAGCUCAUUGGAGGUUGAGAGAUUAUAUUUGAGAUUUUCAUUGAUUACUUUGUAUAUACUCUGGUACAUCAAUGGAAGGUCAGUUUUCGACA